AUGUCUAUGAAAUGGAUUUCAGCUCUUCUGCUGCUACAGCUGAGUUGCUGCUAUAGCCCUGGGCAUGGUGGAAAGUUCCUGGUGUGGCCCACAGAAUAUAGCCAUUGGAUCAAUAUGAAAACAAUCCUGGAUGAACUUUUCCACAGAGGUCAUGAAGUGAGUGUUUUGACAUCUUCAGCUUCCAUUCUUGUUGAUCCCAACAAACCAUCUGCUAUUAAAUUUGAGAUUUAUCCUACAUCUUUAAUUAAAGAUGACUUUGAGGUUUUAGUAAUGCAACUGAUCAAUAAAUUGACAUAUGAUCAGCCCAAAGAUACGUUUUGGACAUAUUUUUCACUAAUACAAGAAGUCCUUUGGGAAUAUUCUGGUUGUUUUGAAAAGCUCUGUAAAGAUCUUGUUUUGAACAAGAAACUUAUAAUAAUACUGCAAGAAUCAAGGUUUGAUGUCAUUCUCGCAGAUGCCUUUGGACCCUGUGGUGAGCUGUUGGCUGAGCUACUGAAAAUACCUUCAGUGUACAGUCUCCGCUACAUUCCAGGCCAUAAAAUUGAAAAGUAUAGUGGAGAACUUCCAUUCCCACCGUCCUAUGUACCUGUUGUUAUGUCAGAAUUAAGUUAUCAAAUGACAUUCAUGCAGAGGGUAAAAAAUAUGAUUUAUGUGUUUUAUUAUGACUUUUGGUUCCAAACAUUUAAUGAGAAGAAGUGGGAUCAGUUUUACAGUGAAGUACUAGGAAGACCCACUAAAUUAUCCGAGUUAAUGAGGAAAGCAGAAAUGUGGCUCAUUCGAACCUACUGGGAUUUUGAAUUUCCUCGCCCACUCUUACCACAUUUUGUAUUUAUUGGAGGACUCCACUGCAAACCUGCCAAACUCCUGCCUAAGGAAAUGGAAGAGUUUGCCCAGAGCUCUGGAGAAAAUGGUAUUGUGGUGUUUUCUCUGGGGUCAAUGGUCAAUAACAUGACGGAAGAAAGAGCCAAUGUUAUUGCAUCAGCCCUUGCCCAGAUUCCACAAAAGGUUGUAUGGAGAUUUGGUGGCAAGAAGCCAGAUACCUUAGGGCCAAAUACUCGGCUCUAUAAGUGGAUCCCCCAGAAUGAUCUUCUUGGUCAUCCAAAAACCAAGGCCUUUAUAACUCAUGGUGGAACCAAUGGCAUCUAUGAGGCGAUCUACCAUGGGAUCCCUAUGCUGGGCAUUCCUUUGUUUGGGGAUCCACCUGACAACAUUGCUCACAUGAAGACCAAGGGAGCAGCUGUUAGGUUGGACUUGAAUACAAUGUCAAGCACAGAUUUGCUCAAUGCAUUGAAGACAGUCAUUAAUGAUGUUUCAUAUAAAGAAAAUGCUUUAAAAAUGUCAAGAAUCCAUCAUGAUCAGCCAGUGAAGCCUCUAGAUCGAGCAGUCUUCUGGAUUGAGUUUGUCAUGCGCCACAAAGGAGCCAAACACCUCUGGCCAGCCUCCCAUGACCUCACCUGGUUCCAGUACCACUCUUUGGAUGUUAUGGGGUUCCUGCUGGCCUGUGUGGCAACUACUAUAUUUGUCAUCACAAAAUGUUGUCUGUUUUGUUGUUGGAAGUUUGCUAAAACAGGAAAGAAAGAAAAAAGGGAGUAG
Messenger RNA from Diceros bicornis minor, 1593 nucleotides. Its product is annotated as UDP-glucuronosyltransferase 2B31-like. The transcript has 6 exons. NCBI's taxonomy places the organism in Eukaryota, Metazoa, Chordata, Mammalia, Perissodactyla, Rhinocerotidae. Gene Ontology annotation, molecular function: UDP-glycosyltransferase activity. The record is from RefSeq and is a predicted model, not a curated record. Bases 1 to 1593 code for a protein of 530 amino acids.